AUGGCACUUUCUUGCGGUACAAAACUUAUCAAGUACCUCCUCUUCAUAUUCAAUACAGUGGUCUUCGUAAGUGUUCUUUUCAUUAUAAUUAAUCUUUAAUAAUCUCCUGCCCAAAUUCAAAGCUUUUGAGGCAGAGAACCAAUGACAGUUUCCGUUAACUUUAUCCUGAUUUCCAUAAGCUAAACUUGGAAAUGGUCCCAUAGAUAUCUUCGUUCUGGACGUCAGUUUGGAAAGUGAGCAGAUUUAAUGUACAUUGGCAGUCAGCCUAGGCAAAAGGAAAUUUAAAGUUUGUAUAAUAGCCAUAUAUUGAAGGUAAUAACCAUCACCAUUAGAGUUGAUGAACGCCUACCGCUCUUACAAGUCCUACCAUUCGUAUUCUAUACCAAUACCCUUAUUUUCCUUUUAUUGAUUAUUACAGAUCAACCCUUCUGUUUUAGUCCUGAAAGGCGCCUUUCUAUCGCUUAACAAGGUCAUAAUUUUCCGCAAACGGCAAAUGCGAAUGCUGAGUCAUCACUGACGGAGUAAUUGCUCUAACUUACUAUGUGGACUGAGAGUACUAAAGAAGCCGAUACACAAGACAAUUAUUGUUAAAACUAUGAGUUGUAGGAUGGUGGGGUAUACGUAGCUAAAGCAUGUCCUUGGCGUUUACGAUGUUAAACUGUUUUCCAGUCUUGACGCCUAAUCGGGUGUCAUUUGUUAGCCAAACUGUUGUAAACAAACGCGUUUUCGCGAUCUUGCCCAUACAGCCACACAACCGAUGAUAGACAAGGAUAAAGUGGUGCAGUGUGGAAAAGCGAUCCAAGGGUGUAAUAGCCAUUAACAAGUCAGUAAAACAUUGAUAAAGUAUGGAGGGAUUUGGAGUUUGGCUGUAGCUUUUUGAAAGGACUAACUGGAAGGAAAACAGUCAAGUUGACAAUUUAUGUGUUCUCGAUUGAGUGACCAGACCUAACUGAAAGCAAUUGCUGUACAGAUAUUUUCCUCUACCCUAAGUUUCAUUAUUUAGAGUACUUGUAUGAUGCAAUCUGGCCGCCCGUAUAUUAACCACCGGUAAAAACGAUGCGCUGAUCGUUAGGUACGUAUAGAUAUGUCCAAAAGCGCCAUCUCCUCUCAGGUGAACGUUCUUCCUGUAACGUCUAACGCUGAACGUGAUAUUUGCGAAAGAAAACUACUUACAAGUUUGAAACGCAGGUAGGGAUUGAAAUCGCACUUUUCUGAAAGUCACCCUUCUUCGUAACAUUCAGACCGACCUCCAGUCAAGGCGCAUCCCUCCUUGAGAUUGUAGAAAGCAUAUCAUUGAGAACCCAUUGUGUGCAUUUCUAUAGGUUUGCAUGUUCUAUGGGAAGCCUUAACCAGCAAUAACUAGAGAAAGUAUCUAACUGUGGUUCAGGCCACUUAUACUAGGCUGUGUAGUUGUCGCUAAAAUUAAAAUCGAAAUUUUGAGUCAAAAUUUGAUGUCUCAAAUUGUGCGAGUUUAAUUAGCUGAAUACAUCAUAAUUGCAGAUUCUCGGAGCCAUCAUAAUUGGAUUUGGAAUCUACUUUGUUGUGGAAGCAAACAAAGACUUUAAUGGUCAGGGAAUUGGUGUCCCAGUCUUCGUCCUAGUUCUGGGCCUGGUCGUGUUUCUACUGGGAUUCCUCGGCUGCUUCGGAGCCUGGAAGGAGCAUGCCUGCAUGUUAAAAACUGUAAUGAUUUGUUUCAAUGAUGCUCAUGAAUUCUGUACAGUUUGCAGCAAUUAUCAUCGUUCUGGUGAUACUCCAAAUUAUUGCUUGUAUACUAGUCUUCGUCUACACGGGCAAGGUAAGAACACUUGAAAAGCCGGCGUAUCCUAAAAUAGUUCGUAACUUUGGCGGCCGAUGCCAUUGCUACUCAGAUAAAGGAGCUGGAUCAGCUUCCCGCAGUAGAACGAAACCAAACCCUAGAAGUUAUUGAUCAUAUGCAAAAACAGGUAUGUUUACCCGCGGUAAAAGCAUUUUUAAUAUGUAGCUCGAAUGUUGUGGAGGUCAUGGUCCUGCUGACUGGGGGACCACGUAUCCGCCCUCCUGUUGUGGAGAGGAAAGUAAGACGUGCAAAAAACCAUACCAACAGGUAAGCGAAAUAAUAAAACCCACUUCUUUUGAAACAGGCUUAUGUAUUAAUCGGCUGCCACAUUUUUUAACACAUUACUCCGCGCAUGUACCAUAUGCGGCCGGGCAUGCAGAAUUUAAUGCUACUUUGAAUAUAUGCGGUUCUUUAAGCGAUACACGAAGUCUAGCUGAAAAAAAACUAUCAUAAUAUUUUCCUGCCAGAUAUUUUCUACUUAUUUUGUCCGAGUACACGUGCAGUGGCAGCGCAGACGACUGAGACAUCACUAUUGCUCGCGUAGAUUUGGACUUUUCAUUUGCACACCAUGUCGAAUGCUCUGCUGGUUGUUAUGACCGCCCGUAAAACCCAAGGCCAGAUCGAAAAAAUGGCCGACGCCAUCAUGAAUUUUGCAAAUUUCCGUUUCUCAGUGAACGCAUGAUUUCCUUAUUUUUCCCAUCAGGGUUGCGCGAAAACCAUUUACGAAAUCAUAAAGGUCCAGUCCAUGACGGUCGGAAUCAUCAUCGCUGUCAUGGCGAUUGUCCAACUUGGAGCAAUCAUUGCAGCUUGUUGCCUGGCCAAAAAGAUUGGCGAGUAUGAAAAGGUCUAG
Spirometra erinaceieuropaei is the source of this 2666-nucleotide messenger RNA. Lineage: Eukaryota; Metazoa; Platyhelminthes; Cestoda; Diphyllobothriidea; Diphyllobothriidae. The record is from the annotation of a GenBank genome assembly.